This is a messenger RNA of Branchiostoma belcheri (Belcher's lancelet), 878 nucleotides long. Its product is annotated as oncoprotein-induced transcript 3 protein-like. The coding region runs from base 1 to 786 and encodes 261 amino acids. Lineage: Eukaryota; Metazoa; Chordata; Leptocardii; Amphioxiformes; Branchiostomatidae. The transcript is spliced from 4 exons. The record is from RefSeq and is a predicted model, not a curated record.
AUGAAGUACCAACCUGCGAAGACAAAGCUGGCUCCAAGGAAAACAGACACGAACAUCAUUGCCGUUUUUCAACUCAACCUUAUCAAAGGUCUAAAAUCGCUCCGAGCUUUUUUUUGCCCCACCAAUAGUUACACAGCACGCGUCCAAAUCGCCAAGCACUUACGAAGUCUUCUCUUCAACCUUUUUUCGGUGACGGUGUACGAGCUAUCAACUCAGGACGACAAGCUUACAGACGUUCACACCAAGUGUCAAACCAGCCACGUCACGAUGAAAACGUUUGUUACUCUGGGUUUCCUCCUUGUCUGCGUUGCGGUCGGCCUGGCCGACGAGUCGACAGACGAGUGUAACAACUACCAGGAGUUGAGCGACCCCUGGCGGAGCGUGCUGAAUCACAAGCCCGAGGCUCAGUGGGAUGACGUCAUCUGCGACGGUAACGACACCGCCGUGGGGGUUGACGAGGGGUGGUACAGGUUCACCGGGGAGGCGGGGGACAGGAUGCCCGUACAGGCCCCCACCAUGUACCGCUGCGGGGCUCACGCGGGGGUCUUCAUGAACGGUCAGCACCCCUUCAUCGAAGAGGGGGUGGUCACCCGCCAGGCAUGCGCACACUACUCCGACAACACCUGUUACUGGAGCUGGGACAUCAAGGUUCGCGCAUGCCCAGACGGGUACUACGUGUACAAGUUACCGAAACCCGUGACGUGUAAGCUUGCGUACUGCGGCACAACAGUAGAUAUUGUUAUACCCGAUGAACCACCAGUGGAAAAACAUGUGCCAGAUUUGUAACUUGUAGGGUCGAUGUAGGUACAUGUAAACACGCAUAGUUAAUCAAGCUUAAAGGCAUCCAAUGUAGUUUUUAGGGCUUGGAAACCCGUUUU